This is a messenger RNA of Fusarium odoratissimum NRRL 54006, 3825 nucleotides long. RefSeq lists its product as uncharacterized. Gene Ontology annotation, molecular function: peptidyl-proline dioxygenase activity; L-ascorbic acid binding; iron ion binding. The record is from RefSeq and is a predicted model, not a curated record. The transcript is spliced from 2 exons. Gene Ontology annotation, cellular component: cytoplasm. Lineage: Eukaryota; Fungi; Ascomycota; Sordariomycetes; Hypocreales; Nectriaceae. Gene Ontology annotation, biological process: regulation of translational termination; peptidyl-proline hydroxylation. The coding region runs from base 233 to 2155 and encodes 640 amino acids.
UGUUGCUCUAAGUCUCGGCCCUGCAGUAUCGAACGUACAUAGCAGCUCGUACGCUUCCUGGCAUGGGUCGAUUUUCGGAGCCAAAAUUUUAAAGAUUGGCGACGUCAGCCCAUUCUUUGCGCUGCGACUUCGCACAACUUUCGCUACCUACCUCACGUCCUCAAUUUAUCUACAACAAAAGCCCUCCCACUUCGCACAGCUUCUGGAAAUUAAACCAAUUGCGCUGGCCAUUAUGAAGAGAAAAGCGGAAGCAGCUGUUGGAACCUCCAAGACCGACAAGAAAAAGUCCAAGCCUUCCUUGAGCGCAGAGGAAGCUCAGAAGCGGUUUCGUGCUGGUCUUUUCGACAAGAAGGUCCUCAAUUCGUAUACGGAUCAAUAUGCUCAGUCAGAACCUUACAAGCAUGCCGUCAUCAACGGCCUUGUUGACGAUUCCCUUCUUCGAUCGGUUCGCAGCGAGAUCAAGGCCAACGUCGAGUUCACCCCCAAGGAGACCGAUAUCUACAAGAUCCACCAGUCAGGCGACCUGGCCAACCUCGACGGUCUAGACGACGAGUCUCUAGCUAAGCUGCCUUCGCUGCUCAAGCUGCGCGAUGCUAUAUACUCCGAAGCCUUCCGCAACUAUGUCUCUCACAUUACCAAUUGCGGUCCGUUGAGCGGUCGCAAGACUGACAUGGCUAUCAACAUCUACACUCCUGGCUGCUACCUCCUUUGCCAUGACGACGUCAUUGGCAGCCGGCGCGUUAGCUAUAUCCUCUACCUCGUUGACCCCGACACGCCCUGGAAGCCCGAAUGGGGUGGCGCGCUCCGUCUGUUCCCCGUACAGGAGCUCAAGGACAAGGAGGGCGAGAUCGCAAAGACACCGCUUCCUGACGUUACAAAGAUCAUUCCACCUGCGUGGAACCAGCUGAGCUUCUUCGCUGUCCAGCCUGGAGAGAGUUUCCACGACGUUGAGGAGGUCUAUCGCGCCGAAACCAAGGAGCAGCUAGAGAGGGACGGUGGCCGCAUUCGUAUGGCUAUCAGUGGAUGGUUCCAUAUUCCCCAGAUUGGAGAGGAGGGCUACAUCAAGGGAGAAGAGGAGAGAAACGCCAAGAACAGCGGCUUAAUGCAACUUCAGGGCAAUCCUGCUCAGUACGAUAUGCCUCAGCCUCAGGUUAUGAAGGUUGACAAGGCCAGCCAGGAGGGCUUCGACGAAGCUGAUCUUGAGUUUCUGCUCAAGUACAUCUCGCCUGCAUACCUAGUUCCUGAUGCCUUGGAAGAGAUCUCCGAGACCUUCAACGAGAUGUUUGAAAUCACCUUGCCAGAUAUUUUGGGCAAGAAGUUUGCCCAGCGCCUCAGGGACUACGUUGAGGCUGAGGAGAAGAAACCCGCACAAGAUACUGCUACGAUAGAAAAGACGGCUUCAUGGCGUGUAGCCAAGCCUCCACACAAGGCGCGAUAUCUCUACCAACAACCCAGCGGACCUGAUCAGCUUCGCACCUCACAGGAGGAAUCUCCCAUCACUGAACUUCUCGACAUCUUUCUGCCCAGCCGUCAGUUCCGCCAAUGGCUCCAGAUGGCCACCAAAACCACCAUCGAAAGUGCCGAUCUCCUCGCGCGUCGUUUCCGCCGCGGUCUCGACUACACUCUCGCCACUGGCCACGAGGGCAAGGCGCGCGUAGAGAUUAACCUCGGAUUCACACCUACAUCUGGCUGGGGCGAUGAUGAGGAAGAGGACCCCGAGGAAGAAGCUGAAAACCAGAACGGCGAGGAUGUAAAGAGUAAAGGCAAAGGCACAGCCAAGGCUGUCGAGAAAAAGAAGAAGGUGGAGGAGGAAACACCUGAAGUCGGCGGCCAAGAAAUCUUCAUGUCUGGUGAUGAUGAUGCCGAUGAAGAUGCAGCUGUAUAUAAGACAGGCGAUGACGACGACAACAUUCUCUUCUUCCAAGCUGCGUCAUGGAAUAAGAUGACUAUUGUUAUGCGCGAUAGCGGCGCUCUUAAGUUCGUCAAAUACGUCAGCAAGAGCGCCAAGGGUGACCGAUGGGAUAUCUCUGGUGCCUUUGAGAUCGAGGAGGAGGACGAUGAUGAAGACGCUGGCGAAGGAGCUGCGCCAGACGAUGACGAGGAGGAGGAGUUCCAAGGCUUUUCACCUGAUGCAGCUGAGAGCGACUCUGAAUAAGAGCGAUAUGAAAAUAGAGAUUGAUACUUGCAUUUUAUUGCAACAAUAGAUACCAGGACAAAAAAGCAUGGCAAUGAUUGAAAGUCUGUUUGAUAAUGAUUUUUUUUUAAAUAGCCUUAUUGAUGCAAAUUGACACGCUUUCGCGUGAUAGUCUGUAUGAAACUCCAUCGUGGUAUCAUUAUAACCAACUCCCUAUGUACCGCUGUGAUUCCGUUAUAUGUGCAUGAUAAAUAUUGAAUGUCCCAAAAACCUGAUCCAUACUUGCCUUUACUCUUUCGCUCCUCACGACCCGAGAGCGGGUUCGGAUUUGUGGUUGAAAAGGCUAGCCACUUCUGCCUGCAAUAGCUCCGUAACUCCCUGCGCUUCUUGAGUUCUUCCAGAUUGGGUCAAGUGGUUGACUGUGUCGUGGCCUAAGAAGGCGAGCCAUGAUACGGUGCUUAGCUUAUCUGGCUUCGACUUCUUGGGCUCAACAGUAUUAACUAGCUUUCGUAGUCUUUGCUUGUCUUGGAAGAAGUUCAGAGCAGGAAGGUGAUCGGGAUGUGUGGGGUGGUAAAGGUGCAAAUGAGCACGUUCCAGAAGAAAAGGUUGUGGCAGACGAUCGGCCGUGGCAAUAUGAGCAUCAAAGAGUUCUUCAGAUGGAGCUGGUCGACUGUAGGACUCGACGGUCGAGAGCCAUGAAACUGACCUCCAUGACGAGACUAGAAGAUCCGAUAGUAGCGGGCUGGUCCGGAAAAGUUGCUGUGCUUGCAACAUGGUAGAGAUGCCUGAAUCAAGGUUGCCAUAUUGAGGCUGACACUUUGUCUUGACGAGUUCUCCGAGUAAGUUGGAUGCUCUCCUGAGACGCUUUUCAUUUGACAGGUCUCCAGAGGUGUUGUUGAUUGUCCGCACAAGCCAUUCCCAAGCAAUCUCCUCCAUGCCUUCUGCCACCAGGAACGGAGACAACGCUCUGAUAAAAGUAUAAUUGUCCAUAAAUCGUAGAUCCUGCUCAGCACCACAAGCUCGUAGCCAUCUUAUGAUACGCCCUGACAUACCCGAUGUAGCGAGACUCCCAAGGCCUGGCUCAUUCGCUUGCAGUUGCUUUGCUUUGGCGACCAUCACACCGAUGGCGGCCUUGGGUGUCAUCAAUCCUCGAGCUACAGCAUGGUCGAAAACCUCUAUAGGAUCACGCGUUGGUGCAACCAAAGAAGGGGAUGCUAGGCUUGAAGGGAACGUCGAUGUGACAUCUUUGUUGUAGCUGAACAGCGGGUUCGACAGGAUAUCUUUCAAAUGGCGGUUUGUAGCAGAUAGUCGGGCAGGAUCAACAUCUACAGGUUUCGCGGCAGCCGGUGAUAGACUAUUGGGGCUCUCUCCAUAUUCGCGAUCGAGCUGUUUUCGAAAGGAAGUCUUGAGACCGUCAAGAAGCUUUUGAGAUUGCUGUUUCGACAAGGGUAGGGGUUCGUGAUAGGAUGCGAACAGAUUCUUGAGUGACUGAACCGACUUUGUUGUGAACAUGGCGGGCUAGAGAGAGUGAGUCUGGUAGGCGGUUGUAUUACUGGCAAACCCUACCCUCGAGAACGCCAGAGGGAUGUAGGGAUGCAACGAGUCGUCGGGAAGGCAGUGUGAAGUGGGGUUGGUGUUGAUGGGUUUCGGUCAUGCGUUCUGAAGUUGAAUCUAGCAUGAUGCCAUCGUCG